Rana temporaria (common frog) is the source of this 851-nucleotide messenger RNA. RefSeq lists its product as uncharacterized. The record is from RefSeq and is a predicted model, not a curated record. The transcript is spliced from 5 exons. The coding region runs from base 100 to 753 and encodes 217 amino acids. Lineage: Eukaryota; Metazoa; Chordata; Amphibia; Anura; Ranidae.
CCCUCCCCCCCCUCCUCUCAAAGUUUCCCUUCCCUGACUACAAGACUCCGAUCCUUCCUCGCACCUACACCUCGUCCUCCUCAUCCUCCUCCAGACACCAUGGCUCAGAUGAAGCAGAGCAACCCCACGGAAAUGGAGCGAUCCAUGGAGAAGAUCAUCACAAUCUUCCAGAGGUACGCUGGCAAGGAAGGCAACGCCACCUCCAUGAACUUCAAGGAGUUUGAGCAGUUCAUGACCGCCGAGCUGGGCUCAUUCACCAAGAACCAGAAGGACCCGCAGACGAUCUUGAAGAAGAUAAUGAAGUCUGUAGAUGGUGGGGUUGAUGGAAAGCAGGAUGGAGAGAUUGACUUUCAAGAGUUUCUCAACCUUAUCGGUGGGAUGAUGGUGGCCGGUCAUGAGGCCUUGAUGAAGUUACCACCAACGCAAAAGAACCCCGUCUCCGCCACUAAACCAACAGACAUGGAAACCGCCAUGGAAAGCAUCGUUCGCAUCUACCAACACUACGCCGGCAAGAAAGGCGCCAAAAACCAGAUGGACUACACGGAGUUCGAGGGAUUCAUGAAGACCGAACUCAACUCCUUCACCGCUAAUCAGAAGGACCCGAACAUCGUCCGUCGGUUGAUGGAGUCGGUGGACGGCAGCACGGAUGGGAAACAGGACAAGCAACUGGAUUUCCAGGAGUUCAUGAACCUGAUUGGCGGGAUGAUGGUCGCCUGUCACGCUGCGUUUGUGACUCACAUGAAGAGGGUCUGAGGGCGCCGCGGGGCGAGCGCCGCACUUUUCAUCCAUUCCACGUUCUGCUGUCAAUGUUUUACAUGUUGUCGUUUCUUCUAAUAAAAAGUUUAAAUCGA